Messenger RNA from Diabrotica virgifera virgifera (western corn rootworm), 1078 nucleotides. Its product is annotated as dehydrogenase/reductase SDR family member 4-like. The record is from RefSeq and is a predicted model, not a curated record. Gene Ontology annotation, molecular function: carbonyl reductase (NADPH) activity. The transcript has 4 exons. The coding region runs from base 117 to 953 and encodes 278 amino acids. Lineage: Eukaryota; Metazoa; Arthropoda; Insecta; Coleoptera; Chrysomelidae.
ACUGAUAUGUGCUAAUUUAGGUCGAUCGUAUUUACUAUAAACAAACGUAGUUUUGUUUUGCUAAAAAUAUUUUUAAUUAUUAAAAGAAUUUGUUUUAAUAAGAAGAUUAAUAAGAGAUGCCGUGUAUCCCAACACAGUUUGUUACUUUUAUAAAUUUUGGAAUUUUAUUUAAACAUUGCUUUAGCAAAAUGGUACCUAAAAAUCGCCUAGUAGAUAGAAUUGCUCUUGUAACAGGAUCAACAAAUGGCAUAGGCUUAGCUAUAGCAGAACGAUUAGCACAAGAGGGAGCAAAAGUUAUUGUAUCUAGCAGGAAAGAGGAAAACGUUAAAGACACCGUCAAAAAACUUAACGACAAGGGUUUAUUAGUGACAGGUGUCACCUGCCAUGUUGGAGAUGCAGAGCAAAGAAAAUUACUGGUAAAAGAAGCAGAAAGACUUGGUGGAUUAGAUAUUUUAGUCCAAAGCGCAGGUGUAAAUCCAUUCAUCGGUAAUGUCCUGGAUUGUCCCGAAGAUAAGUGGGAUAAAAUAAUAGACACAAACCUUAAGGCUUCUUUUAUGUUAACCAAAGAAGUAUUUCAUCUCCUAAAGAAGAGUAAAUACGGACGAGUGAUCUACAAUGGAUCUGUUUCAGCCUAUACGGCACACGAAAAUUUAGGAGCUUACCCAAUCAGCAAAGGAGCUUUAAUAUUGUUAACUAAGCAGGCUGCUUUUCCCUUGGGGGCGUAUAAUAUUACUUGUAAUUGUGUAGUACCUGGGGUAAUCAACACCACAUUUGGUAAUGUAUUAGUAGACAGUAAAGAGUUCCAGCCUUAUUUCAAGAGGAUGACACCGUUGAAAAGAUUUGGAGUACCUGAAGACGUAGCUGGUGUAGUUGCUUUUCUUGCAUCAGACGACGCUGCAUAUGUCACUGCAGAAGCCAUUACGGUGGCAGGUGGCUUUCCAAGCAGAUUAUAAAUAACAAAAUAAUAUUUCAAUUCAUAUAAAGACUUAUAUUGUUAUAGGUUACAAAUUUAACGAGUAUUAAAUAUUUUGUAUUUUUUAUUUGAUCAUUGGUUGUUGAAUAAAUCUUUGUAUUUAAA